GCUACUGUAGUUUGGAGUCGCCAAGAGUCAGAACUGAUUAAACCACCGGGACUGAAACCUUUUUUUCCUUUAAAUUCAAUUCAACAUUUCCAACAGUUUAAGUAAACCUGUGAACAUACUGUCUCCUUUUUUUUUUUUUUUUUUUUUUAAAGACAAAACAAGAUGGAACUUAAUUCGCUUUUAAUUCUGCUGGAGGCUGCAGAGUACUUGGAGAGAAGAGACAGAGAGGCAGAGCACGGUUAUGCCUCGGUUUUACCCUACAGUAGCGACUUCUCCAGGAAGAAGACAAAAGCAUCGCCAAUUAACAGAAAAAGUCAGAACAAUAGAUCGUCGCACAACGAGCUGGAGAAACACAGACGUGCCAAACUACGGCUGUACUUGGAGCAGCUGAAGAAGCUGGUGCCUUUGGGUCCAGACAGCACUAGACACACCACACUGAGCUUGCUGAAAAGGGCCAAGAUGCUCAUCAAGAAGCUGGAGGAGCAAGACAAAAAGGCUUUAAACACGAAGGAGCAGCUGCAAAGAGAGCACCGCUACCUCAAACGCCGCCUCGAGCAGCUCUCGGUGUCAGGAAGCGUGGAGCGCAUCCGCACCGACAGCAUGGGCUCCACCAUCUCCACCGACUCUGAACAAGAGGUGGAUAUCGAAGGUAUGGAUUUAACCCCUGGCGAGGCAGACAGCGUGGGCAGCAUCAGCGACCCUGAGGUAGAAGAAGAGGAGGAGGAGGAGGAGGAGGAGGAAGAGGAGGACCACUACAGCCUCCAGAGCAGCUCCAGCGACACCAGCUACACGGCCUCACAUUCCCACAGACUGCAGCCACACCACUGUUAGACCCCCAUGGCCAGAUGAACCCGCUUCUUCACUCGCCCACACCCGGACCACCGCCGUAGCCACCGUGACUGUUCGCAGUCUCCAGCGCCACCCUACAUCGGAGCAGUCCACAAAGGCGGUGCCGCAGAAAACCGUUUUGCUGAAACGCCACUCAAGCCUUUCUUUCAUACAUCCCUUCCUUAUUCCACUGACCCUACCUCACCCUGUUGUAUCCUGUCCGAACACGCCCCUUUCUGUCACGCCCUGCCCCGCCCUACAAAUCCAACCUUCCCCCUUAAGCCGGCGGAGCUGCAGGCUCUGGGAGAGCAGUGGGGGACUUCUGUGGUGAGAUGGAUAGCUUUAUCUUGUUAAUCAGGACCUGGGAGUGUGUGCGUGUGUGUGUGUGUGUGUGUGUGUGUGUGUGUGUGUGUGUGUGUGUGUGUGUGUGUGUGUGUGUGUGUGUGUGUGUGUGUGUGUGUGU
Molecule: messenger RNA, 1291 nt
Organism: Nerophis lumbriciformis (worm pipefish)
Lineage: Eukaryota; Metazoa; Chordata; Actinopteri; Syngnathiformes; Syngnathidae
Gene: mxd4
Product: MAX dimerization protein 4
Biological process (GO): regulation of transcription by RNA polymerase II
Molecular function (GO): RNA polymerase II cis-regulatory region sequence-specific DNA binding; protein dimerization activity; DNA-binding transcription factor activity, RNA polymerase II-specific
Source: RefSeq, a predicted model, not a curated record